Messenger RNA from Mesitornis unicolor (brown roatelo), 1895 nucleotides. RefSeq names its product protein Wiz-like. Gene Ontology annotation, biological process: regulation of transcription by RNA polymerase II. Gene Ontology annotation, cellular component: nucleus. The transcript is spliced from 2 exons. The annotation marks the transcript as partial. Gene Ontology annotation, molecular function: DNA-binding transcription factor activity, RNA polymerase II-specific; RNA polymerase II cis-regulatory region sequence-specific DNA binding. NCBI's taxonomy places the organism in Eukaryota, Metazoa, Chordata, Aves, Mesitornithiformes, Mesitornithidae. The record is from RefSeq and is a predicted model, not a curated record.
AUGUCGCUGGAGCCGGCUCCUUGCAGCUCGUAUGAUAUCGAGAUGAGGCCCUACGUGUGCAGCGUCUUGUUGGACGAGCAGGGGAAAGAGGAGCUGGGCCCGGAGGAGGACCCGGCGGUGUACACCUGCAUCGAGUGCAGCAUCUACUUCAAGAAGAAGGAGCACCUGAUGGAUCACAUGCUGCAGCACAACCGCGGCCCGGGGAGGGACCACGAUGGAGACGCUUUGGGAGGGCAGUGCCAGUUCUGCUGCAACGAGUGCGGGUGGGCUUUCGGGGACCUCGCGUCUUUAGAGCAGCACAAGAGGCUCCACCAGGAGUCCAGGGAAAAAAUCAUCGAGGAGAUCCAGAAGUUGAAUGAGUUUCCGGACGAAGGCCGGGAAGCACGGCUGCAGUGCCCCAAGUGCGUCUUCGGCACCAACUCCUCCAAAAUCUUCGUCCAGCACGCCAAGAUGCACGUCAAGGAGAGGAAGGACCAAGGGGCGAAGAGCUUGAAUCUCUUUGGCAGUGGGGAAAUUCGGGACAGCCCCGUGCACGGCGUCUACAAACACUUCAAAGCAAACGAACACGCGGCCCUGCAGAUGCAGCUCCCGCCUCACGGCAAAGGACUCAGCACCUGCGUCCUCUGCAGCUUCCCGGCCCCCAACGAGAACAUCCUCAAGGAGCACAUGAAAUACGCCCAUUCCCACCUCUCCUGGGAGACGGAGGCAUACGAGGACGAUCCCAACCAACCGGGAACCAGCAGGGACGCCUACAGCCCGGCCAGGCCGGGCCGCUUCGCGGAGACGGAUUAUUUCGGCAAAGCCGACCGGCUUUUCCCUCCGCCGCACCGGGAAAGCACGUCGCAUUACGAAGCAGCCCAUGGUUUCGCCCUGACGCACUCGCGACUCGAGAAAAGCGACGGGGCCGGUAAAAAGGACUACCAAACUUCAGGUUUUCACGCCAGGAAAGCGGCCCCGUACUCCACCCCGCACAAAAACCCGGGCUUGUCCGGUUUUUCCUCUGCUAAAGCUUACUCCCAGUUUACUCUGCUGAGGAAAAGAGCGGCGGCGGCCCAGCACCUGGAAGGAGAAGGGGAUGGGAGCCACGCGAUGGGGCUGGAGGAGCUCAGGCACAAGUGGUUGUUGGGCAGCGACGCCGGGAGCGCGGAAGAGGAGAUCACCUUGAGCGCUGAAAUGGAUUUGGGCACAAAGCGAGGCGUCAAGCACGUCACCGUCCCUCAGGCCGCCUUGGACCUCAAGAGGACGUUCAGGGACACCUUGAAAGCCACAGACUCUGCGAUAGCGUCGGACGAGCAGCAGCAGCAGCUGCGGAUGAUGGUCCCCCUCGUCCUCCUGGAGGAGAUGAACCCGCACCCCAAAGCGACGAAGAGGCCCCGGGGGAAGUCGUUCAAGAAGAAAACCGCGCUCCCUCCCCGCGAUUUCGUGAUGGAGGAGCCCCUGCCCUUGGAUGUGCUCCUGUUGGACGCCCCCCUGGAGCUCGAUGACAUCUUGGAUUCCGAUUCGCCCAUGCUGAAGAACGAGGAGAGGAAAUGUCCCUACUGCCCCGACCGGUUUCACAACGGGAUCGGGCUGGCCAACCACGUGCGGGGCCACCUCAACAGGGUGGGGGUGAGCUACAACGUCCGUCACUUCAUCUCGGCGGAAGAAGUGAAAGCUAUUGAGCAAAAAUUUUCCUUCCAAAAGAAGAAGAAAAAAGUUGCCAACUUCGACCCCAGCACUUUCAGCCUGAUGCGGUGCGAGUUCUGCGGGGCCGGUUUCGACACCCGAGCCGGCCUCUCCAGCCACGCCAGGGCCCACCUGAGAGACUUUGGCAUCACCAACUGGGAGCUCACCGUCUCGCCCAUCAACAUCCUCAAAGAGCUGCUGGCCAACUCGGCCGAGCAUCCCAUGCUGCA